UGUAUUCAUGAUCAGAGCACUAAGUGAUCAUUUCAUUAUAAUGGAACAUGUUGUGCUGCUGCUGGUGUGUGUUAACCCCUUGGUUCGGUGCUAUAGCUCUGGUAAAGUUAUGGACAGCUGUGAAGACAUGCGACCCUACCACUCUGGGCUGAGACCGCAGGAAGCACCAGCGCCCUUCACCGUCACAACAGACCACUUCAGCUACAUACUUGGAAAGGAGGUGAAAGUUCAGCUCCAGGCUCCAGCCGCCAAACCAUUCAUUGGUUUCCUGUUACAGGCUAGAGAGGUAGGGGGUCGGGCACCUGUGGGCUCCUUCGCUCUGACAGCAGGGGCCACUCAGCUCCUCACCUGCAGCCAGAGGCCCAACUCAGCUGUAUCCCACACAUCAGAUUCUGUUAAGACCUCCAUUCAGGUGACAUGGAGAUCAGAAGCAUCAAAAGACAUGAAACCUAUUCAGUUCUGUGCAUCCUUUGUGCAGAAUUACAAGACAUUUUGGGUCGAUGUUACAAGUCCUGUCAUGAACUUCACUAAUCACAAUAGUGGUGAUUCAACACGUCUCCCUACGCCACCAACAACCACAAUAUAUCAACCUGUACCACCUGUUGCGAGUAUUACCAGUGCAGAUUGUGGUGUCACCAAGCUGUGUUUCAGUCAGCCUGCAAACUGUAACCCUACAGCCAAUGCUGAAUGUUAUUUCAUGUCAGCCAUGAUGUUGUCUCCAACUGCUGCAGCCGUCCGCUAUGAGUUGACAGGUCCAUCUGAUGGAUACGUCUCUUUUGGAUUCUCAGAUGAUCAGAUGAUGGGAAACGAUGACAUUUAUAUUUGUGACAUUGGCAAUAACGGCAUGGUGCGGUUGCAGCAUGCUUUUUCAGCAGGACAAACAACUCCACAAGCUAUUCCUCUGGGUAAUGUCUCUGAUGUAAGAGCCUUUGUGCGGGACGGGGUGAUCAGCUGUUCCUUUACCUCCAUGAAUAUCGUUUCUACUCAGAGGAACACUGGCUUCAACAAAACCUACUAUCUCCUGUUUGCCCAUGGACCCAACAGUAAUGGAAUAUUCCAGUUCCAUACAGGCACCUUCAUCAGCUCUGACAAAGUAGACAUCUCCAGACCUCGGAUUGUCAGAAAAGCAGGUUGGCCUCAUAUCAUCAAAGCACAUGGAGCAAUGAUGCUGAUAGCGUGGAUGACCAUUGGAUCAUUCGGAAUGAUGGUAGCCCGAUAUCUGAAAGGGGCGACCAAAACACAGCACCUGUGCGGCAAAGAUGUCUGGUUUCUGGUCCACGUUGCACUGAUGAGUGUGACAGUAGCAGCCACAAUCAUCGCAUUCAUCCUCUCCUUCUCAUACGUCAAAGCCUGGUCUGGGGUCAGUGUAAUGCAGCACUAUUAG
Messenger RNA from Anoplopoma fimbria (sablefish), 1384 nucleotides. Its product is annotated as putative ferric-chelate reductase 1. The record is from RefSeq and is a predicted model, not a curated record. NCBI's taxonomy places the organism in Eukaryota, Metazoa, Chordata, Actinopteri, Perciformes, Anoplopomatidae. Bases 8 to 1384 code for a protein of 458 amino acids. Gene Ontology annotation, molecular function: oxidoreductase activity, acting on metal ions. The transcript has 10 exons.